This is a messenger RNA of Vollenhovia emeryi, 1400 nucleotides long. Its product is annotated as zinc finger protein 525-like. Lineage: Eukaryota; Metazoa; Arthropoda; Insecta; Hymenoptera; Formicidae. The transcript has 4 exons. The record is from RefSeq and is a predicted model, not a curated record. Bases 257 to 1252 code for a protein of 331 amino acids.
GCGCAGACGAACUGUGGUCAUACCGUGUGCAGACGGCGCGGGAUGCCGCAUGGGGUUUCAAUGGAUCUCCUAACCUCGUCAUCGUAGCGAUUUUACUAAAUACGGAAUAAGAGUUCAUUCUGUUUCGUGCACCGGAGGACAGAAUACAUUAAAGACGCCUGAGUAUUCUCAAACCUAACUGGAGAUCUCACACUAAAGAGACGUGAUUUUGUCGGCACUAAUCAAGACUGGAUUGUAAGUGAUUUAAUCAGCUCAGAUGGAACAGAAAAGCAACAUCCAAAAUGAAGCAAGCAAGAAGAAGCAUAAAUGUAGUUACCCUGACUGCCAUGCCGUGUUUUUACGACCUUCCAGAUUGGAGAGGCACAUAAGAUUACAUACUGGAGAGAGACCGUACAAAUGUAGCCAUCCAGAGUGUACAAAGUCAUACACGAAUUCAUCUCAUUUAAAGAGGCACUUGGAAACGCACAAUCGCACCAAGAAAGUAUACAAGUGUACGAAGUGUCUAGUAUCAAUCGGCCAGUUUCACAAUCUGAAACGUCAUUACAAGCGGAUGCACGGCGAGGAGAAUAGGCUCGUAUGUGAGGAGUGCGACAAGACUUUCAACAAGAGGUGUCAGUUUGCCGACCAUCGAGCUGCGCACUCAGCCACGCCCACGAUCUACAAGUGUGAUAAGUGUAGCAGAAGUUAUCAGAAUUACAGUAGGUUUAAGCGGCAUCGACAGAGUCACAAGAGUUACCCUUGUCCGAAUGGAUGCUCGGAGAUAUUCGAUACGUUGCUGCUUCUGCACGCGCACAUAAAAACAAAACAUGUAACACAUUACAAAUGCGACACUUGCGACAAAGUAUUUCUUAAUAAAUCCAGAAUAAGGGAACACUGCAAGAUACACCUUGAGAAGAGAUUGGUUCUGCCGUGCCCGUACGACGACUGCCUUAGAGUUUACUUCUUCAAAUCUAACUUGGACGAGCACGUGAGGAUUAUGCAUCACGGAAAGAGAUUUUAUUGCAACCUGUGCUCCAUGGGGCUUACGUCGAAGCAAAGGUUGCUAGAGCAUAUUCAGCGUCAUUAUAAAGUCAAGGAGGAAAGCAAAGUCAAGGCACCACGGAAAAAGCGGAAGGAUAUUGGUGUACCAAAGAAAAGCGUGAUAACUGCCUUAAUUGGCGUGGAUAUGCCAUAUGAUUUGGAAAAGAUGAUACUGAACCGAGAAACCACGAUGAACAAUACAGCAAAAGACUUGGAAAUCUUGAUAAAUUGACAAUAUAGAUGUAUCUCUAGAUUCAUUUUGUGAUAUAAUUAAGUUGAUUGUAACAUUUUUAUAGUUGAACGUAAGCUAAAGUGGUGUUUAGCUCUAAGACUGCUAACAGAUACAACUAUUAAAACGCAAAUUCGUUAUGAGAAGAGAA